Molecule: messenger RNA, 3043 nt
Organism: Mytilus trossulus (common blue mussel)
Lineage: Eukaryota; Metazoa; Mollusca; Bivalvia; Mytilida; Mytilidae
Product: integrator complex subunit 6-like
Exons: 20
Coding region: 156-2849 (897 amino acids)
Biological process (GO): snRNA 3'-end processing
Cellular component (GO): integrator complex
Source: RefSeq, a predicted model, not a curated record
ACCACGUGACUAAUUUCGUGGCGUACAGGCUGCUUUCAUAGCAGCUCAGUGUUGUGCGCCAUAGUGUGAGGAACGGACGCGUAUAGCGGCCGUUAGGUUGCUAACCCAUUUAGCAACAUUAUCUCUGGUCGUUUUUAUGAUAUAAAAUCUUUGAAAUGACAAUAAUACUAUUUCUUGUCGAUACGAGUUCGUCGAUGAAUCAAAGAACUUAUUUGGGGACUUCAUUGAUUGACAUUGCUAAAGCUUCCGUUGAGACAUUUAUGAAGAUCAGAUCCCGAGACAUGAACAGCAGAUGGGAUCGCUACAUGCUCCUCACAUUUGAAGACCCGCCUGCAAAUAUCAAGGCUGGUUGGAAGGAAAGUCAUGCUACAUUUAUUACUGAGUUGAAAAAUUUAAAAGCUGGAGGCCUGACCAGUAUGGGUCCAUCACUGAAGCAUGGCUUUGACUUAUUAAAUGUCAAUAGAAUGCAAUCUGGAAUUGACACCUAUGGACAGGGAAGAUGUCCAUAUUAUUUAGAGCCUGCAGUGAUUAUAACAAUAACAGAUGGAGGAAAACUGACCACAAACAGGGGUGUGCAAUAUGAGUUAAAUUUACCAAUGAACACAGUAGUUCCAGGGUCAGAACUUACCAAUGAACCUUUCAGAUGGGAUCAGAGAAUAUUUGGUCUGGUACUGAAAUUACCAGGGAACUUUCCAGUAGAAGCUCCUUAUGUAAACCAGUUUAUUCCAUCGGCUGAUAACCAUCCACUUGAUGCAAUGUGUGAAGUAACAGGAGGUCGUUCCUAUGCAAUUUAUACUCAGAAGAUGCUUCAUGCUUCACUUGAAAGUUUAGUUCAGAAAGUUCAAACAGGUGUUGUAAUAAACUUUGAGAAGAUUGGUCCUGACCCAGCUCCAAUGACUGAAGGUAAAAUGGAAAACGAUAAUGAAACAAAAGAAAACCAAGACAUCAACAGACCAAUUGUUAUUAUCGAGGAUGAUGUUCAGAAGAUAGUCCAACAACAAAAUCCUCAACAACCACCACUGUUAAACAAUACAUCAUGGCAUAACUGUCGACGACUGAUAUAUGUACCCAGAUCUGCACAGAAAGGAUAUUCAGUAGGCCAUUGGCCAAUACCUGAGGCUUUCUGGCCUGAUCUACAGUGUUCUGCUUUACCUUCAAGAUCAGCUCAACCUGUAGUCAAGUUUAACUGUACCCCUUGUGAACCAAUGGUUAUAGAAAAUUUACCUUUUGAUAAAUAUGAACUUGAACCUUCACCUUUAACACAGUUUAUAUUAGAAAGAAGAAUGCCAAAUGUCUGUUGGCAGGUUUACAUCAGCAAUAGUGCCAAAUAUAGUGAUACAGGUCAUCCUUUUGGUUACCUGAAAGCUAGCAGUGCUUUGACCUGUGUUAAUCUGUUUGUAAUGCCCUAUAAUUACCCUGUAUUGUUGCCAUUAUUAGAUGAAUUAUUUAAAGUGCAUAAAGGGAAGCCUUCACCAAAGUGGAGACAACAGUUUGACAACUACCUCAAAACUAUGCCAUGCUAUUAUGCAGGGUCUUUACGAAGGGCAUUGACACGUAUGGGAGCUCCUAACUUAGUACCAGAUAAUAUGGAUAACAGUCUUAGUUACAGUGUUAUAACUUACCUCAAGAAGUUGAAAAAUCAAGCAAAAAUGGAAAUGGACAGAUUGAUUGCAGGCAUUGGUCAAAAAGUACAGAUAAAUGAAGGAAUCAAAGUAGAGCCAAGAACAAAAACAUCUGUGUUACAAAGAAAAGAUUUUAACCAGUUGUUACAGAACUUUGGUGAUAAUAUGCAGUGUUUGAAACAAGAACUUACAGAAUAUAAUACAUUUACUAUUGGUAUUCCUGACAAAGAUAUCAAACCACAGAUGUAUAGAAAUCCAUAUGACAUACCAAGAAGUACACUUUUAGAUCAAAUAGCCAGAAUGAGAACAAAUUAUUUACAAAAAUCCUCUAGUACGACCAAAUUAGUAGACGAAGAUCAAGCUCAUAGUAUACCUGUACAACAAAUGGGUAACUACCAAGAUUAUCUAAAAAAACAGCCGCCUCCAUUACGAGAACUGGAAAAUGCACCGGCACGGCUGCAUACAUUUGGAAAUCCUUUCAAAGUCAAAGAAAAUUUCAAAAUGGUUGAUGAAGCUGACGAGGCAAAUUUUGGACAGCAAACACCAACCAGAAAACGGCAGCAUGAAUCUCCACCUUCCUCCCCUGGUCCUCGGAAGAGAAAACCAGGUCCUCUACCUAGAGAUUUCAAAUUACAACGUUCACCUUCACUAUCAUCAUUAGACACCCCACCUACAUCACCCAUGUCCAUCGCAUCAGACACUACAUCAGAAACUAGCAGUCAUCUCACCAUUGAAGAUUUGUACAGUGAUACUGAAGACGAAGAUAGGUUGUUAAUUGUAGAAGAAUCAGAAAAAGAAGAGAAAAAUGUAAAAAAUUUGACAGUUAAUAAUAUUGAUCAUUCGACGAACAAUUUAGAAAAUGGCAAUAUAAUAGAACCUGUAAAUCAUAAUAAUAACGAUGUGACAGUUUCUCCUAGAGUUAAAUCCAUGCAUAAUGAUAAAAAGGAAUCGUUAAUGUGGAUGCAUAAUACACAACUACGACAUGAUCUCUACAAAGAAAUUAAAAAGCCAGGAAGAAAUUAUGAUAAUAUAUUUACCCAACUCAGUACUGUGCAGGGGCCAUCAGAAGUCAAAUGUGCUUUCCUCAAAGAGAUUAUUCAUGAAGCUGGACGUUUUAAAAAGAAAGUGCUUAUCAAAAUGCUUGAACAAUUUGAAAAUUCUUUAUUGCAAUCUGACUCUAAAAGAAGAAAUGGGACAUAUUUAAAUAAUUCUUAUUCACCUAGGUAACAGAAAGUGAUAUUUUAUUGUGAUUUUAAAAUGGCAGUGUCUUUCAUGUAUGGUUUGUCAUACAGAAUUUUAAAUCAGUGCUAAUUUUAUUACAUAACAGUCCCUUUCUUUUUCAUUCCUAUUGUUAUUUCUUUAUACACUGGAGUCUCUCAAGUCAAAUACCAAAAUAAAAGCCACAAUUUGGUAGAAAUCCA